AAGUGGAUGAUGUUAUGACGUGGCUUCCAUUACUUGAAAGUGGAAACUGGUAACCCUCUUGUAAAAAGUGCUGCACACUCUCUCUGCUGUACAAUCUCUCCAUGUUCCCAUAUUUGCAGUUCCCCUCGCCGCACAGCUACUCUCUCCAUCGCUAAACUCGUCCUCGACUUCCAUCUCCGCCAUCCUCUCUGGCAGCCUUAGCUCUCCGAUUUCCGUCAUGGACACGCAGACUGAGGAAGCUGUCCGCCGAGCGGCACUCUCCGCCAUCACAAUCCAAACGGCCUUCCGUUAUGCCACCAUGCGCUCCAAGCGCUCCGAAAAGAUCUAUGAUGUGUUUUUGAGUUUUAGAGGAGAAGACAGUCGCGCAAAGUUCAUUUCACAUCUCUAUGCCGCCCUCCAAAAUGCUGGGGUUUAUGUUUUCAGAGACAAUGAUGAGAUUGAACGGGGAGAUGGGAUCUCAUCCUCACUAUUGCGAGCUAUCAGCAAAUCUAGAAUUUGUAUAGUGGUUUUGUCAAAACAUUAUGCUAAUUCAAAGUGGUGUAUGCGAGAGUUGGUUGCAAUAAUGGAACAACGCAUAACCACAGGCCUGGUGGUUGUUCCGGUGUUCUAUGAGGUAGAUCCCUCAGAUGUGCGUCAUCAGACAGGUGAGUUUGGAAAAGCUUUUGAAGAUCUUAUGACAAAGACAUCACUAUCACUGCAUCAAGUCAUAAUGAACAAUUGGAGGACAGCACUCCUUGAAGUUGGUGGCAUAGCAGGUAUCGUCAUCAUAAAUUCCAGAAAUGAAAGUGAGGAUAUCACGAAAGUAGUUGAAGAUGUUGCCGAUUUGCUAGGCAAGACAGACUUAUUUGUUGCUGAGCAUCCAGUGGGGGUAGAAGCUCGCAUUCAAGAUGUAAUUCGACUAUUGAAAAGCCAACAAUCCAAAGAUCCUCUACUACUUGGGAUAUGGGGGAUGGGAGGGUUGGGUAAAACAACCAUUGCCAAAGCCGUGUAUAAUCAAAUUCGUCGUGAUUUUGAGGCUAAGAGCUUCCUCCUAAAUGUUAGGGAAGUUUGCGAACAAAAUAAUGGCAUAGUUACUUUACAACUGAAACUUCUUUCUGAUAUCUACAAAACCACCAAGACAAAGAUAGAUAAUGUUGAAUCAGGAAAAGUUGAAUUGAAGAGAAGACUUAGCCAAAAGAAAGUAUUUCUUGUGCUGGACGAUGUCAAUAAAUUGGACCAACUGAGGGCUUUGUGUGGAAGUUGUGAAUGGUUUGGCCAAGGAAGUAGAAUUAUCAUCACAACAAGAGAUGUAAAUAUAGUUCAAAAGGAGUUUGGAGUUGAAGUUGUAUAUAGAAUAAAAGAGAUGGACAACAAGGAAUCUCUUGAGCUUUUUAGUUGGCAUGCAUUUAAGCAACCAAGUCCUGAAGAUGGUUUCGCUGAUCUUUCUAGCGAUGUAGUUAAAUACUGCGGUGGGUUGCCGCUAGCUCUUCAAGUAAUUGGGUCCUUUUUGUUGACUAGGAGGAGGAUAACAGAGUGGAAGAGUGUACUGGAGAAACUCAAAAUGAUUCCCAAUAAUGAAGUGAUGGAGAAGCUUAGAAUAAGUUUUGAUGGUUUAAGUGAUGAUGAUAUUAAAGAAAUAUUCCUUGAUAUAGCUUUCUUCUUUAUUGGGAUGGACCAAAAUGAUGUGAUUGAGAUAUUAAAUGACUGUGGGAAUUUUACAGAAAUUGGAAUAAGUGUCCUCGUACAACAAUGCCUUGUAACUAUUGAUAGGAAGAACAGGAUCGGAAUGCAUGAUUUGCUACGAGACAUGGGAAAAGAAAUUGUCCGCAAGAGAUCAGCAGAAGGGGGCAAGGAGCCUAGUAGAUUAUGGCGUUAUGAGGAUGUGCACCGUGUAUUAUCAAAAUACACUAGAACAGUGGAUGUUCAGGGACUGACUUUGAAGUGUCCAGAAAUGGAUACAACUUAUAAUUUGGAUGCCCAAGAAUUUGAGAAGAUGGAUAAACUUAGAUUGCUUCAACUUGCUGGCGCACAACUUAAUGGAGAUUAUAAGUAUCUUUCAAGAGAUCUUAGAUGGCUUUGCUGGCAUAGAUUUCCUUUAAAAUAUACACCACCAGACUUUCAUCAACAAAGUUUAGUUGCCAUUGACUUCAAAUAUUCCAAUCUGGUACAAGUUUGGAAGAAGUCCCAGAUGCUGAUGAAGCUGAAAUUUCUCAAUCUUAGUCAUUCUCCAAACUUAAGACAAACUCCAGACUUUUCAAACUUACCAAAUCUUGAAAAGUUAGUACUGAAAGAUUGUACUAGUUUGUCUUCGAUUUCUCAUACAAUUGGAAAUCUCAAUGAACUGCUUCUUAUAAACUUGAAAAACUGUACAAGCCUUCGUCAACUUCCAAGAAGCAUCUAUAAGUUGAAGUCAUUAAAAACACUCAUUUUGUCUGGGUGUUCAAAAAUUGACAAGUUGGAAGAGGAUAUGGAACAAAUGGUAUCUUUAACCACCUUGGUUGCAGAUAACACUGGUAUAACAAGAGUUCCCUUUGCUGUAGUGAGAUCAAAAAGCAUUGGAUAUAUAUCUCUGUGCGGCUAUGAAGGAUUCUCACGAGAUGUAUUUCCUUCAAUUAUACAGUCUUGGCUGUCUCCAGCUAAUAAUGCUUUAUCCCAAGUUCAAACAUCUGUUGUGGGUAUGUCAUGUCUUGAUCUAUUGGAUGAACAGAACAGUAGUUUCUAUGGUCUAUUAUAUGCUCUAAAAGAUCUUCAGAAGCUUCAACGCCUAUGGGUGAAGUGUGACUCAGAUGUUCAGCUGAAUCAAAGUAUAGAGAGGAUUUUGGAUACCUUAAAUACCACAAUUUGUGGGGAAUUAGAAGCAACCCCAAGCACAUCUCAAGUCUCAGCCAAUAAGUCCACUUUAGUUGAUUGGCACAACCAAGUUCGCAUUUCAAGGUCAAAAAAAUCAUUGACAUCUCUUCUGAUACAAAUGGGAAUGAACUGCAGUGUUGCUGAUACUCUUAAAGAAAGCAUUUUACAGAAAAUGUCUCCCAUCGAGUUUGGUUUACUUCCGAAUAACAACUAUCCUGAUUGGCUAACAUUCAAUAGUGAAUGUUCUUCUGUGAUUUUCAAAGUCCCUCAAGUGGAUGGGCGCAACUUGAGGGCAAUAAUGUGCAUUGUUUAUUCUUCUUCCCCAGACAAAAUCACAUCAGAAGGCCUGAAAAAUGUGAUGUUGAUAAAUUACACAAAAAACACCAUUCAGCUCUAUAAGAAAGAUGCAUUUGACUCCUUCGAUGAAGAGGAGUGGCAGAAAGUAGUAUCAAAUAUAGAACCGGGUAACAAAGUGAAGGUGGUUUUUGUUUUUUAUAACGGUUUCGCUGUGAAGAAUACAACAGUUUAUCUCAUAUAUGAUGAACCAAUUGACAAAAAGGCAGAGCACUACCAUGAGCCAGAUAAGAAUGCUGUUGUUUCCAGCGGUGAUGAAAAUAUAUUUGGUAGACUCUUCUUCAUACUCCCUUCCCUAGUUAGAGCCGUUCUAACUUCACAGCCUUUCUGGUUCAGUCUGGCUGGUAUCUUGAUCGGGUCUCGCUGCUUUUCUGAUCGGCGAAGGAGUUAUAAACCCAUUUUAAGGGAAGUAUCAUCCGAGAGCGACCAAGGAUCCAAUAAUCAAGUAGUAAGAGAAGCAACUCUCUCAGGUGAUGUACAUGAUGAUAUGAAAAGGUGGGAUGGAAAAAAGGAAUAAACCAUUCCAAUAUCGAUGGGUUGGUGCAAAUCUUGAGGCUCAAGGAAUCAAUUCUGAGCAUUUCAAAUUUCUGGAAGUCUUUAGACGAAUUUCCAAAGCUAGAGGAGCAAAAAUUGAUUGAAGACAAGAGCCACAAGAAUGGAGGUAAAAGCUGAAAAAUAUGUAUUAUUCUUCAGAGCCAAACUAAUCCAAGGUGGAGCGCCUUUCUUCGUUCUUCAUGUCAAUUUAUGUGUUGAUUGGCAAUGGUUUUUAUGUUACUAGUUAUAGUUUGUGUUUUACAUUCCGCUGUGUUUCAAGUCCACAUAUGCUGUAAUUAUUUUAAAGGAAAACUCAAAAGUAUUGUUGGUAUGUUGAAUAUGUUAUUUUUAAGUGAUGCUUUAACAAUUUGACUAUUGUAGGAACUUUAUAUAUGUCCUAGUA
Molecule: messenger RNA, 4120 nt
Organism: Lotus japonicus
Lineage: Eukaryota; Viridiplantae; Streptophyta; Magnoliopsida; Fabales; Fabaceae
Product: disease resistance protein RUN1-like
Exons: 8
Coding region: 218-3700 (1160 amino acids)
Biological process (GO): signal transduction; defense response
Molecular function (GO): ADP binding
Source: RefSeq, a predicted model, not a curated record